Neltuma alba is the source of this 781-nucleotide messenger RNA. RefSeq lists its product as uncharacterized. Bases 130 to 447 code for a protein of 105 amino acids. The record is from RefSeq and is a predicted model, not a curated record. The transcript has 4 exons. Lineage: Eukaryota; Viridiplantae; Streptophyta; Magnoliopsida; Fabales; Fabaceae.
UAUGAUCUUUUUCUUAAGGUCUCAUCGAAGAGGGAAGUUGUCAAAGCUCUAAUUCAACGAGGAUUUUCUAAUGAUGUCGCGCAGUGGGUAGUCACUAACCUACAACCAACCAGUCCUUUUGGCUCACGAAUGUCAAGCUUCUCGUGGAUGUUUGACCUAAAGGCGAUUGCUGAAAUGUAUCAGUCAUAUGAAGAAACAAAUUUGUGGAAAAUUGUUGAAAAUGUUCCUCGUGGUGUGCAUAUGAACUUUCUGAAAGCAGAGAGAAGUCUACACAGAUGGGCUCUUGAAGAUCUUGAACGAAUCCAUGCUGCUGAGGAGCUGGCUGCCGAGGAAGGUGGUGGAGUUGAAAUGCAUGUUCUUGAAGAUGCUGGCCACUGGGUACAUGCAGAUAACCCAGAUGGACUCUUCAGGAUCCUAUAUUCGUCUUUUCAGGGAGUCAAGACCUAAACUUGCAAAUAUGUACACUUUCUCACGUAGCGCUUUUCUUUUUGUUUUGGGUAUUGAGGGCUGGUUCGUAAUGAACCGGUCAUGUUAUUUCUUGUUAAUUUCUCAUUCUAUUGUUUUUGCAUGUAAUUUUUUUCUUCCACAUUGCACAUGCACUUCAUUAUAUUUUCCUCAUGGAAACAUCACCCGUCACAGAUAGUUAAAAAGUUGGGUUAAAGAGCAUUGUCUCUCCUCAACUAUUUCACAACGAGAACUCAAUAUCUGAAACUGUUUUGAGUAGUGUUUUUUGUUGGUGUUAAAGUUGUUGCAAUGCUGAGUAUUGGCCGGUGGAUAUUAA